GCGCAGUCAAGCUUUGAGGCCAAGAAGUGCCGAAAAAGCUCCGUAUGCCAUUCGGAGCCAUCAUCACCUUCGGGGAAGAUCAGCUAUCUGUCGAACGAGUCCCCUCCAAUAGCCUCUAUGAACCUGACAUUGAGGCCACCAGUGCAGACACCCACUCGGAGCCACCAGUACCAGCAUACGGCUCACUUCAGCCGGUCACGCAAGAUCUUCGACAGGGGCCCCGAUGUUCCUGCACCGGUGGCAGAGGAUGACACCGAAGAACAGCUCAGUGCGCGCAUCUCGUCACCCCUGGUGACGACAACAUUUGUGGACUGGUGCUCCCGGUACUUCACCCGUCCGCUCAACAAGAUUUUGGAUGUUCCUCAACUGGGAGCAGGGGACUCCUUGGCCGCUAGGGAGUCCCCCUGGUGCCAAGUGGUAUCGCAGACCUCCGACCCCGAAAGCAUGGAACACCAGCAAAGGGAGUGGAGGUUUCUGCGCAAUGCGCGGAUAAGGGCGGCUGCGCAGGCUGAACGUCGGAAAACCGCAACUGGGGUGCGCCUGGACGAGCAGGUGUUCUACAGCCGGUGCCCCAGCGUUCCCACCUGCCUGGCCUUCCACCCAUAUGAGGCAGAGAUCUGUGUUGCCAACAGGGAUUCCUACAGUCUCUGGGACGACCACGGGAACCUUCAGAGUUGUCACAUGAACGACAAUCCCGCACAGACACGCAUCACUGCUCUGACUUACCUGAACGCACAUGAUGUACCACUGCUGCUCCUGGGAUCAGAUGACGGAGCCGUCCGUGUCUGGCGCAACUACAGCUCGUCCAACCGUGAACUGGUGGCAGCCUUCCAAGCCCUUGGAGACGUCCCAAUGACAGCGAGAGGAUCUGGUAUGGUGCUGGAUUGGGAUCAAGAGACGACGACGCUGAUCACAUCUGGUGACGUCAAGGUUAUCCGAGUAUGGGACACCAACCAGGAAAAGAAAGUUCUGGACAUGCCCACUGGUGUAGACUACCCCAUCACAAGUCUCUCCAUCGACCAUGAGGGCUCUCUGCUCGUUGCUGGAUGUGGUGACGGGACCAUCCGGGUCUACGACCGACGGCUACCACCUGCGGACUGCCGCAUCAUGACGCUUCGCGAACACAGCAGCUGGAUUGUGAGCGUGCACCUGAACGUCCGGGAGCGUCGCAUCACCAGUGGCUGCGUGACCGGCGACGUGCGCUUCUGGGAGUUGGGCCAGAGCUGCUCCACGCACACGGUCUCCACGCAUGUUGACAUGACUGCCAUGGCCGUCCACCCGGUCUUUGACGUGUUUGCGUGUGGGUCGGCGAGCCAACAGAUCAGCGUGUUCAACAAGGAAGGGGACAACGUGGGCUCCAUUCGUCACCAUGACUGGUUCAUCAACCAGCGUGUUGGUCCCGUCUCUUGCCUAGCCUUCCACCCGAACAAGAUGUGCCUGGCUUCAGGAAGCACGGACUCCAUCAUCGGGGUCUACACGACAGACCGCAAACACUGACGGAGACGAGAAGACUGUGCCUUAUGCAAUGUGGAAGGGAGACGUGAACGCCGUGCACGGAGCGCGUCGGCAUGCGCGCCCACGUACAAUGUGCCAUUCUCUGUGAAUGUCGAAAGGGAGAUCAGAAGUUGCAUUGUUAGUAUGUGAUGCCUGUUCACCAUUGUCAACUGCUCUUUCGUUGAGGGAAUCGAAAACGAUCCCCCAUAUCUCUGUUCUUCGUCGAUUUCCGUGACUCCAUUCUCAUUGUGUUGAUCACUUGUAGCAUAGGUGUCGACUGCGAGGGGGCUGGAGGGCUUGAGCCCCCCCCCCCCCCUGAAAUUCUUCCGACAGGGUGGCUGUGCCCCCCGGAAGUUUUUCCAACAGUGUGACUGGGUGACUGCACCCCCGAAAUUUUUCUGACGGGGUGGCUGGGUCCCCCUCUGAAAUUUUUCUGACAGGCACCACCCCCUGGAAAAACAGCCCAAAUUGCGUGUUCCCCCCCCUCCCCCCUCUACUUGAAAGAUUGAAAACUCGGCGCCUAUUGCUUGUAGUAGCUGCUGCGGCAGUGUUUGUGUUAUUGCGACACACCGUUUAUGAGGCUAGCGUUGUAGUUAGCCACGUGGGUGGUGCCGUCUCAUCACUUGCGGUUGAAAUCUACUCUGCUUGUAAAGUAGUGUUCGCAAAACGAUUGUUACAAGGCUUGCCACUCCGGCACCGAGAGCUUAGUUGAAUCGACAUGUCCAUCACCGUUGCCGAACGUUUGGUCAGUGUGACCCCUUCGGUAGUGGCGGUUUGACGGAUUAGCAGAAAAGUGGUGGUACCUACUGCGAAGUGUUUGCGAGAAAAAAAAUUGUGCAAAAUGAGAGCUUUGUGCAAGCAGCCAGGAUUGUCGUGAAGUACCUGUCACGGACGUGCCUAGUCAUAGCAUGGAAGCUGUUUUUUGCCAGCUGUUGGAAAGUUGUUUUGACUGUGCUUGGUUGCAGUGUGGAAAGUUGACUAGAAGGUUUGUACAGGGAAUGUGAUGGAAAGUAGUGGUCUUUUCUUUUUUUGAGCUAGUAGAACUAGCUGCUUUAUUCUUCACAAGUGUAUAUAAUUUUUUUUUCUUGUAAGUAGAAGGUGUGUUAGGCAGCUCUCUUUAUUGCUUGGGAAAAAGUUCAUUACAUGUCCUUAAUAUUUCUUCAAAGCUGUCAUUUCUUAACUUUGAGCUCGCCUGUCAAACACAUUUCACUGAACAUAAGAUUUCACUUUUUCUAUUCUGUAAAAGUCUCUGUUAAAACGUGUUCUUUAUGGCACUGUUGGUCUGUAACAGCACACUGCCUUCAUGAAAGCUACUGCAUUUUUUUAUGUCGCUUUUCUGAGUGAGAAAAGCGAUUUCUUCUCAAUUUCAAAAGCAGAUAACAUGCAGAUAAUUGUAAAGUACAUGAAUCAUUUAUGAGAUAUACGUAGUAAUGCCUCUCAUGCAUGCCUUGUUCUGUACAUAAGCGGCUGUGCUUUGGGCAGCACGAGUGAAAGAUUUGUUAAGACAGUCUUUGUUGUUACGCAAAUUAUCUAAGAGCUAAGUGACAUCAGCUGGCUACUAUUUCAGAGACCACUGACAAAUUGCUCAUUAAUUUAGAGCGUAUCGUGUCGAUUUUAGCCCAUAGUUUGCCUGCAAGGCGGGAAGUGAACAAAUUAUCAUGUGAACACGCAUUCUUCUGAUGUGGCAUGUCACACGUGUCACAUGUCACAACACAAACAUCAAAAAGCAGAAAAAGAUUCAUGCUAUGCCAGCCAAUGUUUUUAAUGAAAGCACGAGACGUUUCAGCCCCUGCACAGCCUGCUAUAAAUUCAAGGUUUGAUGGAAGCUGAUCUGGUUGGGAUGAAAAACUUGAAAGCGUGAGCAAUUCACACUAUGCCAACCAAAGCCCUUUAGCGAUUAGACGUGAAAUUCGUGAAUAAGGCCUCCACAGUGCUCACGUAUGUCAUUUUGUAUGCUCGUCUGUGUCUUUUUUGUGCUAUCUUUUUUUUGUUAGAAUGGAUGCACAUCAACUUGCCAAGUCUCAGUUUUGAUGCUUCCGCACGCGCGCUGAAACGUCUCGUUGUUUCAUUGAGAACUUAGGUCAGCAUAGUAUGCAUUUUUUAACCCUUUGGUAUUUUUCAUCCCAACCAUAUGUGUUUUCUUUGAACAUUGAAUUUCACCAUGGCACUAUGUAAAACCUGACACACUGCGAUAAAUGCCCAUGAAGCUUGGGUUCUGUAAUCUGUCAAAAUCUGGUCGUUCGUUUGGCCAUGCAGUCUGCAAGCUAGAGGAACUGUCCCUGCUGGAAUUGUGUCAUUCUGUAGCAUGCAACAGCUUAUAAUUGUCCAGCGGUGCUCUUAGUCCAAGGCUUACUCCGCAGGUUCUAUUUUAAGUUGACAACACAUACAAUCAGAGACUUCAGUCCUCUAUCGUUCUUGCAUUCUGUACCGAUAGAAAUGAGCCACUGUAGUGGGAAACAUGGCCUCUCAUGAAUUGCAGAAGCAGGAAAAUAAGUCUGCCACUGUCAACAGAGUAUUGUCCAAGAAGCCGGUAUGCUUGUACAGUCAUUAACAAUAUGAAAGGGAACGCUGGAAUUAUCUUCAAGAGGCCGUAGUGGUCAAACGCAGUUGUCGGGUGCAAAAGUGUUCAUAGCAGUAAACUUUCAUGUGGAAAUGUAUAGUACGGUCCACUGUUAAAGGGAACACUCGAAUGAGCAACUUUAAUUUUGUUGGCCCCCUAACGGCUAGUGGAUGCGGAAAGAUUGUUCGUGCACAUUACUGGUCUAUCAUAACGGUUCCGAACUGCCAACCACCAGUAGUGUUAUGCAGAUCUAAGCCACUAUGCUUUUGCACAGGAGUGAAAUCCGGACAUACUCGAAACGCAAGUGUUCCCUUUAACAGUGGACCCGUCUGUACCUUUUUGCAAAUCAAUACAACAGAUUUCUAUGCACGCAUGAUCGAUAGCUGUUUAGGGUUGCCACCUGUCCGGUUUUAGACCGGCCCGGCCGGUUUUUUAGAUAGCGGGCCUGUUGCCGGUCCGCUUCUGCCACCAUUGGCCGUUUUUUUUUUUUUUUUUUUUUUUUGUCAUACUAUCCCAAUUAUUUAUUUUCUGGGGCAUUUUAUAAGCGUCAGUUAAACAACUACGAUGGUAAAUAUUUAUCGUCAAUCACCGAAACUCUUGCACUAUUAGUCAGCCCCUUUUAAAGAUCCCUUCAAAUGGAACGAUAAUUAGAUAAUUGCACGUGUGUGUGUAUCUAUAUAUAUAUCACUGUAUACAUUUUAACGUUUGUUUGUGCCUGCAAUGCCACUGGCCUGGUGGAUUCAGACGCAAAGAAGAGCUUUCUAUGGACGAAUUAUUGCAGUUCCUUUUCAGUGCACCACAGAGCUAUGAACAAAGCGUCAUUCUAAUCAGUGGUAUUUUUAUGCCAGCAAUUAGACCAGUUGGUUAGCUCACUGUGCUGUUUUUGUUUGUACAUUAGGUUUAGUUCGCUCAAGGAAAGCAGUGUUACGUUAAAUUGAACUGCAUGCGGAAGACUUGAUAUGGCGUCUAUAGUUCAGCCCCCCACCGUGGAGUCAAAGGGCCGUUUUUUUUGGGGUUUUUUUCGGGAAAAGGUGGCAACCCUACAGCUGUUCCUUAAACAUGUAAGUCGGCGUGCCCUUUCGUAUGGCACACGACUGUAUAUUGGUCAGCUUACAUUGGCAAAUACAGUAUUCAUCAGAAUGUCACAUGCACUCCCAUGGCUGGGGUGCAGAAAUAUAAAUAAAAUUAUUAGCCUACGACCUAGUGGUCGACCUCCUCUUAGCUACUGGUCACUUAAAGACUGGCUUUUACUCGGGAGUGGUUUUAAAAGACAUCUUAAAAUAUGGGGCAGGCACUAGCUAUGACAAGAAAAAUGUGAAAAAGAAAUUAUUAAUACAAGCCUACCUCUCAUUUGAGUAUGUUGCAGUGAAGUUUAGCGUGUACAAAUUACACUGUGUAAACUCAGCCAGAGACCAUAGUUCAGUGUCUUGUGUACACUUCUGAUCCAUAUUUUGCAUGGCUCUUAAGUUGAAGGGGUACUGACACAAAAACUUUAAUUGUCGUUUUUUUUGUGUCAAAUGCAAGGUCAAGCCCUUAGGAGCCUAGAAACAGUAGUGCUAAGCGCAAGUGCACCUUGAAAAAGUAAUUACAGUAUGUUUUUAAAAGCUAGUUUCGGUUCCUACUGUACCCUGUCGUCACAACACGGUAGGAGCUUCUCGUCACGUGCUCGCACAAUAUAUAGUGAAGUUUCCACGGCCGCUCCGCACCGUGUCUCCGUUGGUGACGCACAAGCGGCCGUCUUGAAAGUUUUGGUACCUGACAUCACCACAACUAGCCAGACUGCUGCAUGAAGUCACCAGAAUCAGUACUGUUGCCCGACGUCAAGCUAGUGUCGAUGUCGGUAGGUGUGCCAUGGAAAAAGUUACUUCAAUAUCAAAACAAAAAAUAUCAGCAUUUGCUGAGCUUCACACUUGCUCAGAGCCGUCUCUGCGUGCAGGAGAUUUGUAUGGCAGAGUAAACUCGGCUUCAAAAAAAAGGUGUCAGUACCCCUUUAAGUUGAAUGAAUAGCACAAAAGAUGAAUGAAGAGGUUUUCUUUGUUUUCUGCCUACAAAUUUGAAAGCAUCUUCAGGUUUUAAAGAAUGCUUUCACAAGUGUGCAAUAUUGCAUACAAGUGCGCCAUUGCAAGCUCCUCACAUAAUCACGAUCUCAACCUAUGCGACAUAUUUUGUGUACUGCAAUGAUUUUUGUUGUCAUUGAAAUGUUGGCACUCAUCACAUAAAGUUGUUCUGUUCGCAAUCUUGUGGCAUUUUUUUUCAGCAGUACGUUUGUGAACAUUUGCUCCUGUAGAUGGGAGAGGAGCUUAGACUGGCCUUCAGUCGACAGAAAAAUUACCUUCAAAUGGCCUUCAGUCUUGAUAGAACUACAAAGUUGUUCUCGCCCCCAGAUCUCUGAGCACCCUACUUUUUAUUAGUACAAAGAAAACAGUGCACACUAACAUGCACCCAAUUUUUCGGUCUCUGGACCACACAUGGGAACAAAGUGUCUGAAUGCAAGACUUUUAUGAUACUGCGCGGAAUUAUUGUCACAAUGAUGUAUAGCUGGACACAGUACCUUAACAACCAAGAUUUGCUAAAUUCUCAAUAACACAGUUUUCUUUCUGCACUGGACAUAUUUUUGCUUCUGAUUUUUUGGCUAUUAUAGUACUUGAAUGCUGCCUCUGCCUAAAAAAUGCAGAAAUCAAUAUUACCUUAAAGCUACAGUAAGGAGAAAAAUAACUUCUCUCGUGUUCCCACACGACACUUAGAGAGGAUACAAAAAAAAAAAGCAACUCCACCUUGACGUUACCGCACCAGAUUGUCAUGAAUUCAAAAUUUUUUCCAUAUCUACUCGGGCCUAUUCAACGCUUUAUUGAUAACAAUAGAUUGCAUAGUGUUUUAAGCGAGAAACAUGACAAUUUUCUGUAACUUUUAUUGAUAUGAAAAACACUUUGAACAAUAACGGAGAUAUAACUUGAAACCUGUGACACCACAUUGACAUGCAAUGGCAUUUGGCCAGGACGUAUUUUAAAAAAUGGAACCUUAACUUUCGUUUUCUUUUUCAUAUAAUCAAUGAUUGUGAAAUAAAAAAUUUAUCUGCUCAG
This is a messenger RNA of Rhipicephalus sanguineus (brown dog tick), 7134 nucleotides long. RefSeq names its product regulatory-associated protein of mTOR (gene raptor). Gene Ontology annotation, biological process: positive regulation of cell growth; regulation of autophagy; cellular response to starvation. The record is from RefSeq and is a predicted model, not a curated record. NCBI's taxonomy places the organism in Eukaryota, Metazoa, Arthropoda, Arachnida, Ixodida, Ixodidae. Gene Ontology annotation, molecular function: protein binding; protein-macromolecule adaptor activity. Gene Ontology annotation, cellular component: cytoplasm; TORC1 complex.